AUGGGUUCUUGUAUAAGUAAAGGUAAAGAUUCAGAUUCAGAAGCAGAACAAAAUGGUUAUAGAUAUGGUGGUAAUUCUGUUGUGAACAAUCAUAGGAAUAAUGAAAAAGUCAACCAAACAAGAACAUCAACACAACCUAGUACUUCUAAUCAACCUCAAAAACAUGUUUCAUCAACUCAUAUGAAACCUUCAUCUGUUUCUGUUCCAAGUCCAAAGCCUUUUAUGAAGCAAGAAACAAACACAAUUCUAGGAAAAGGUUUUGAGGAUGUUAAGGAUUUUUACACACUUGGUAAAGAAUUAGGUAGAGGGCAAUUUGGGGUAACAUAUUUAUGCACUGAGAAUUCAACUAAGUUACUUUAUGCUUGUAAAUCAAUUUCAAAGAAGAAACUUGUGAGUAAAUCUGAUAGAGAAGAUAUAAAGAGAGAGAUUCAGAUUAUGCAGCAUUUGAGUGGUCAACCAAAUAUUGUUGAAUUUAAAGGUGCUUAUGAGGAUAAGAAUUCUGUUCAUGUUGUUAUGGAACUUUGUGCUGGUGGUGAACUUUUUGAUAGGAUAAUUGCUAAAGGACAUUAUAGUGAAAGAGCUGCUGCUUCUAUAUGUAGACAAAUUGUUAAUGUUGUUCAUAUUUGUCAUUUUAUGGGUGUUAUGCAUAGGGAUCUCAAGCCAGAGAAUUUUUUGUUGUCUAGUAAAGAUGAAAAUGCACUUAUUAAGGCAACAGAUUUUGGUUUGUCUGUUUUCAUUGAAGAAGGAAAGGUGUAUCGCGAUAUAGUUGGGAGUGCUUAUUAUGUUGCUCCAGAAGUUCUUCGGCGAAGAUGUGGGAAAGAAAUAGAUAUAUGGAGUGCAGGAGUAAUAAUAUACAUCUUACUUAGUGGUGUCCCUCCAUUUUGGGCUGAGACUGAAAAGGGAAUAUUUGAUGCCAUAUUAGAAGGUCAUAUUGAUUUUGAAAGUCAACCAUGGCCUAAAAUAUCAAAUAGUGCCAAAGAUCUCGUUCGUAAGAUGCUUAUACAGGAUCCGAAGAAACGCAUUACUUCUGCUCAGGUUCUAGAGCAUCCAUGGAUUAAAGAUGGAAAUGCAUCUGAUAAGCCAAUAGACAGUGCAGUUCUAUCUAGAAUGAAGCAAUUCAGAGCUAUGAAUAAACUAAAGAAACUCGCCCUCAAGGUCAUUGCUGAGAAUAUGUCAGAAGAAGAGAUCCGCGGUUUGAAAUCAAUGUUUACGAAUAUGGACACAGACAACAGUGGUACAAUCACCUAUGAAGAACUAAAAGCAGGUUUGCAAAGACUUGGAUCAAAGCUUUCUGAGGCUGAAGUAAAGCAACUUAUGGAAGCUGCUGAUGUAGAUGGAAAUGGAACAAUUGAUUGCAUUGAAUUCAUCACUGCUACAAUGCAUAGACACAAGUUAGAAAGAGAUGACCAUCUUUACAAGGCCUUCCAAUAUUUUGAUAAAGACAACAGUGGGUUUAUUACAAGAGAUGAACUGGAAACUGCCAUGAAAGAAUAUGGUAUGGGAGAUGAUGCCACAAUCAAGGAAAUCAUAUCUGAAGUUGAUACAAUUAUAUUUGAAGUGGAUACAGAUCAUGAUGGUAGAAUCAACUAUGAAGAAUUUUGUGCAAUGAUGAGGAGUGGAAACCAACCACAAGUCAAGCUGUUCUAAAUUUCGCCUCGUAAUGAGUCUACAUGUCCGACAUCAAGAACACUCGAAGCGAAGAGGUUUAUAGUUCUGAGAAGUAUACAUCUAAACUAUCAUAUCAUUGAUAUGCAUGUAAAGUUUUUUUUUUUGAACAGUUUUUGAAUUGAGUUAUUGUGUUCCACAUGACGGUUAGCGAUCAACUCUCUUGUUAAAUUUACUUUUUUGUUUCUUUUUCUUUCUGUAGACAUUCUAUUGCUGAGUCAUCUUCAAAUUUGUGUUAGACACCAAUUACAAACUCACAUAGCAAAGUUGAUACUUCACAUAAGGCCUAAAAGAGACAAUACCUCGAUGCAACAAAAUUGAGGUCGGGACAAAAGUCAAGCAAAAAUUUGUUUUGGAUGCUCUUUCUAGCCCUUCAGUGUCUAGUUCAGCAAAUUUGUUUGGAUAAUGAUUGUGAUAAAUAGAAAAUAGUAUAACCUUAGUUCAUUAUUUGAUGACAAGUACAUUAUGCCACCAAGACUAUUAGGAGUUAAAUUGGUUUGAUUCUCACAAUGAAAAUGCCAUUGUAGGAACAUUGAAGUGAGAUUUGUGUUUGCAAUAGGACCUCUAAAUUUGAAUAAUAAAUUCAAUGCAUGUAUCCAAUUCAUGGUGAUUCCAAAAAAGAAAAAACAAAUUAUGUUUA
Cicer arietinum (chickpea) is the source of this 2305-nucleotide messenger RNA. Lineage: Eukaryota; Viridiplantae; Streptophyta; Magnoliopsida; Fabales; Fabaceae. The record is from RefSeq and is a predicted model, not a curated record.